Molecule: messenger RNA, 3235 nt
Organism: Xyrauchen texanus (razorback sucker)
Lineage: Eukaryota; Metazoa; Chordata; Actinopteri; Cypriniformes; Catostomidae
Product: leucine-rich repeat neuronal protein 3-like
Exons: 2
Coding region: 601-2682 (693 amino acids)
Molecular function (GO): protein binding
Source: RefSeq, a predicted model, not a curated record
UGUCAGUGUUGGAUGGAAUACUCACUUCUCCUCUCCUCAGUCAGCGGUGCUUUCAGCAUCACUGAUAGAACUGCAUGGAGAGAGAUACAUCAUCCAUUGCUCUCUUCUGUUCUGUAAAUCUCUCAAAUAAGGCUAAAAUUAACUUGGAUCUAAAUAUAUAUAACUACAAGUCUCGGAGCUUGAAUCCUGCCUGCGAUAGUGGAAAGGAAUACAUUAUGUGUUUCAAACAAUGAGGAUCAUUCUCUCUGAUGGGAAAUGACGAGUGCGACUGAUUGAACAUAAUAACGAUGGCAGACAAGUGGUCCAUCCCCCACAGGAACCAGAGGAGCUCACCCUGCAAAUUUCCACUGUCACAGCUUCCAUUCCCCUAAGAAUACCCUGACCUUCACAUAUGCAGCCUGCAUGUCAACCCCACACAGGGUAAAUUGAAAGGCUGCUUCUCUGUACCAAGACAACAGGCGAAGUCGUUGCUUUGGUGGACUUGCCAUCAGCAGAAAUACACCUUAUUUUCACAACAAAUGAUUCAGUGUUUGCAAAUUUAACGCCUCUAACUCCAGACCCCAUAAGGACCAUUUACAAGCUGAAGAGAGCAAGACCAAGAUGAAAGACUUGCUGUUAGCGGUUUGCUUGCUGGCAGGACUUGCACUGAAAAACUCAGUUCAGACCUCUGAGUGGAGGGUUGUCUGCCUCAAGCUCUGCAAAUGUGAAGUCCGACCCUGGUUCUCUCCCUCAUCCAUGUAUAACGAGGCUCUGACUGUGGACUGCAAUGAUCAAGGACUUCUGUCUCUACCGGAGAGGUUGCCCUCAGACACACAAGUACUUCUAUCACAGGCCAACAACAUUGCAAAGAUCAGCAGUCCCUUGGAAUCCUUGGUACACCUAAUGGAGGUAGACCUGUCUCAAAACAAUAUAUCCUCAUUGAGCGACAUCUAUCUAGGUCACCUUCCACAACUUCUGUCUUUACACCUAGAGGAGAACUGGCUAAGCAGCCUUCACGAUAACUGCCUUGCACACUUUCCAAACCUUCAGGAGCUCUACAUUAAUCAUAACCUUCUCUCCUUGAUCAGUGCGGAGGCUUUCAAAGGGCUUAACAAGCUCCUGAGGCUCCAUCUCAAUUCAAACCAACUGAGGGCAAUAAGAACAGAGUGGUUCCAUGAUCUUUCCCAGCUAGAAAUCUUGAUGAUAGGGGAGAAUCCAAUUGUCAGAAUACGAGACAUGAAUUUCAAGCCCCUUAUCAAUCUCCGCAGUCUUGUGCUAACCAGAAUGAACCUCACAGAAAUACCUGACAGUGCCCUGGUUGGCCUUGAUAAGCUGGAGAGCAUAUCAUUCUACGAUAACAUGUUCCCGAAAGUACCUCAAGCUGCUCUAAGACAAGUGCUGAAUCUCAAGUUUCUGGAUCUUAACAAGAAUCCCAUAGAGAGGAUCCAAAGAGGGGACUUUGUGGACAUGGUCCAUCUGAAAGAACUAGGCAUUAACAGUAUGCCAGAGUUAGUUUCGAUUGACAGCUUUGCCAUACAUAACCUCCCAGAGUUGACCAAAAUUGAAGCAACAAACAAUCCCAGACUUUCCUACAUUCAUCAGAAUGCUUUCUCCAAGCUUCCCAGACUUGAGUCCCUCAUGCUCAAUAGCAAUGCACUGAGGGCCCUUCAUCGGAUCACAGUGGAGUCCCUGCCUAACCUGCAGGAGGUGAGCUUGCACUCCAACCCCAUUUACUGUGACUGUGUCAUCCGCUGGAUCAAUAUGAACAAGAACAAGGUCCGCUUCAUGGAGCCGGAUGCACUCUUUUGUUCAGGGCCCUUAGAGUUUCAAGGUCAUCUUGUCAGGCACGUACACUUUCGUGAGAUGGCGGAUAUCUGUCUGCCACUGAUUUCACCAGAGAGCCUUCCCGAUCAGGUCAAUGUGGGUAGCGGUCAUUCUAUAUCUAUGCACUGCAGGGCAUUUGCUGAUCCUGAGCCUGAAAUCUAUUGGGUCACACCCUCAGGGGAGAAGAUCUUACCACAAAUGGUUUCCAUCAAGUAUUACCUGCACCCAGAGGGAACAUUUGACAUUUAUGACAUCUCAGAGAAGGAGGCUGGGCAGUACACCUGUGUGGCUCACAAUCUCAUUGGCUCAGAUAUGAGGUCGGUCUCAGUCAUAGUAAACGGGUACUAUCCGGUACCAACAAAUGAAUCUCUGCAUGUACAAGUGAAAGGGAUGGAGCCACAUUCUGUAAGUAUUUCUUGGGUGCCACCCAAGGGAAGCCUUGUGUCGAAUAUUAAGUGGUCGACCAUGUCAAACCGCCUGUCCUUGCAAUUCACAGCUCACGUGCUGUCUGAUGUAAAGACAUUCAACCUCACACACCUACACCCACUGACACAGUAUGAGGUAUGUGUGGAAAUUACAGACCUGCAAAGCAGACACUUGAAGAACUGCUUGAACUUCAGCACCACAGAUGACUCUGUUUCAAAAGGAAAAACGGACAAUGGAAUUGAUUUGUUAUAUAGCAUCACCGCGCUGCUUCUAAUUGUGUCUGCAGUAGUGUGUUCGUUCAUCUACAUAUUGCGGAGGAGUGAUCCCCUUUACAGGAAAUUAAUAAAUCAGCAGUCUGAGAUACUGCCUUCUCACAUUAAGCCAAUGUGGGGGUCAAGGUCUAAAGCCAGUGAUUCAGCCAAUGAAACAGACUUGAGAAAAGGCUCUAUUUGAGAGAUGCAAAGAUUUGUGUUGCAGUGGAAACAGGACUGCGACUAAUAUCUCUUUCAAUCUAAUACUAACUCACGUGGCUGGAUCAUUAUGAAACGGAUUCAGUGUGGUUUGAGGUCUGAGACAUUUCCUGUUAAAUCUGACAUUGAUUGCCAAAAGCCACUAAUUGUUUAAAUGUCACAUUUCACUGAAGAGCAUGAUGGAAAAUGCUAUUUCAUGCAGGAUCAAAGAACAGCACAUGAAAGGUUGUCCAUGACUGUUUACACAAAGUGCAAAGCCUCAGUGUCCAAGACUUUAUAUUGUGGGCUUGUAGCAACACUACUUGUGCUGUUUCAUUGUUAAAAUAAACAAUGCCAAGUUUCUGAUGGACUAUGCUUUAUAGAAUAGUACUCAUGAUAGUACACAUGUACAACACUUUGUGAUAAAAUACAUUUAUACAGAAAAUGACAUCUUGUUGUUUUCAUUGCAAAUGUUUAAUGCUUUACAAUGCUUCUUUUUGCUAAUUACACUGUCAGCUUAAUUUCCAAAUGAACAAGUGACUAGUAUGUUUAAUAUG